Molecule: messenger RNA, 297 nt
Organism: Bipolaris zeicola 26-R-13
Lineage: Eukaryota; Fungi; Ascomycota; Dothideomycetes; Pleosporales; Pleosporaceae
Exons: 3
Coding region: 1-297 (98 amino acids)
Source: RefSeq, a predicted model, not a curated record
AUGCGCAUCGCAAUCCCAAUCGUUUGCUUAGCAGCAACUAGUGUCGUCGCUUCACCAAUGUCUCCCCCUCUAUCGCGGAGACAGGAUGCUGGAGUUGGUGCAGGUGUUGCAAGUGUGGGAGCAUGUCCCAUGAACUGCUGGAACGAGGCAGCAGUAGUAGCGGGCUGCGAUCCGAACACAGACGAUGACUGCUUAUGUGGUCCCUUUUUCGGCGCGGUGACUUCAUGCACAGCGGGCGCGUGUAGUAUUGGUGAAAACCUAGCUGCACUGGACUUUUUGAACGGACCAUGCGAAUAG